Brassica napus (rape) is the source of this 378-nucleotide messenger RNA. RefSeq names its product pentatricopeptide repeat-containing protein At4g33170-like. Bases 1 to 378 code for a protein of 125 amino acids. The record is from RefSeq and is a predicted model, not a curated record. NCBI's taxonomy places the organism in Eukaryota, Viridiplantae, Streptophyta, Magnoliopsida, Brassicales, Brassicaceae. Gene Ontology annotation, molecular function: RNA binding. Gene Ontology annotation, biological process: RNA modification. The transcript is spliced from 5 exons.
AUGAUCUCUGGAUACGCAGAGGAUUCAGCUGCGUAUGUGUUGUUGUCUAAUAUGUUUGCAGAGUCAGGAGAUUGGCAAGAGAGAGCUAAAGUAAGGAAGCUGAUGGAGGAGAGGAAGGUGAAGAAAGAAGCUGGCUAUAGUUGGAUGGAGGUGAAGAACAAGACUUAUGUGUUCUUGGCGGGUGAUCGAAAAUUGAACCAUGAAGAGAAACUACUUCGUCUACAUUUUCAAGACUGUCUUCCUGAUCGUUCUAUCUUUUUACCCGUGGUGUACAUGUUGCUGUUCAUUGGACACAUGAGCGGGUGUUGUCACUCGGCCAGAUUGAGAACGAACGCAGCAGGAUUAGCAUGGUCAGAAAGCUUUGUUCAAUUGCCUUAA